This is a messenger RNA of Scaptodrosophila lebanonensis, 1738 nucleotides long. RefSeq lists its product as uncharacterized. The transcript is spliced from 2 exons. Gene Ontology annotation, molecular function: microtubule binding. Lineage: Eukaryota; Metazoa; Arthropoda; Insecta; Diptera; Drosophilidae. Bases 1 to 1602 code for a protein of 533 amino acids. The record is from RefSeq and is a predicted model, not a curated record.
AUGUAUGAGCACGAGGCGGAAUCGGACGAGGAUUGUGAGGUCUAUUUUCUAAAGCCAGUCAACGAGUACAACAUUGUCGACAAAAUCAAGGAGGCCAAUAAAGAGCUCUUCGACAAUGAGGGUCCACCACCUAAUGCGGCAUCUGGUACCAUGAGCGACAGUGCAAAUGGGCGCAAAGUUACCUUUGCCCCAAAUCUGGAGGAUUACGAGCCGAGCCCGUGCGAACAAAAUAAAUCAAACUCGGACAGCACGGAAGAAGAGGACGAUUCAUCAAUAUUGCUGGUGCAAGAACUGACAAGACUAACACUUAGAAGUGAACACUUCGCGCCAAUUGCAGAGGAAGAGGCGCCGGCAUUGAAGAGCUUGGAAUCCGAGUUCAUUGAAGACAACAAAGUUACCGAACCUGAGGCGGAAACUGAGCCACAGCAUCUACAGGAAACUGAACAAGAUCCUAAGGAACCGGAGGAGGAAGAAAUAUCUGAAGAAAUACUCGAUGUUGUUGACAUGGAAAGUCCAAUAACCAUCCCAAACCAAAAGCCUUCUCAACAACCAGAAGAGUCCGAAUUUAUAAAGGACAACGACUACGACGACGAUGAUUUUUCAGGAGUGGAUGAGAACGAUCUCUUCGAUUCAGAACAACGAAAUGAGGCAGCUCCCACGACAAUCAAUCAACGUCAUCUGGAUCGCCAAAUAACAUUCGACCAUGAUGGCGAAUCGGAUAAUAAAAGUUUGACCAAUUUACUGACCGAAUCAGACUGCGAAGAAGAUGAACGUGCAAUUAACGAAGCACGACUGAGACUCCGGCAGGCGUACAAAAGUCUCUACCAAACACUGGGUGCUGAGGAGCAGGCCAAGAUUGAUGAACUCACAGGGCCAACAAAAACAAAUCUCCAAAGCAAUGGUGCUGAUGAUGAAGACGAUGAUUUGUCUAUCAUAGUGGCUUCCUACAUACCCGACAAUUUCGAACUCAAUGAGCGCAGCAUUUAUUACAAAAAGGACGAGGAUUUAGAUGAACAACCUAAUGGGAAGCCGAGUAGUAACAAAAGCAGGGGACUCCAGAGAAGUGAGCAAUCCACAAAAAACUUCUUCACAACACGUCGCUUCUCGUUUCGACGUAAGGCCAAGCCCAGACCGACGGAACAUGUGCCGGACAUUAAACUAAACUACAAGACCUGUUGCGAGCAUCGCCACUCGCUGCAGGAGAAAUUGCCGCGGUACACGGGCUACCUGUCCGAAUACGGAUUGAGUGCGCAACAGCUGGACCGACGGGAUCAGCAGCUGCGACGCAAGCAGCACUUUGCAUUGGAACAGACGCUCAGUCGCAGUGAGCAGGAGCUGAAGAAGAUGCAGGAUAAUGAGCGUGCCUUCACCACCUGGCUGAAGAACAAAAUGCGUUAUCCCAUAAACAAGACCCGCAACAUGUUUGAUGCCAAGAUGAGACGCGGCAGCGUGGCCGCUCUUACCACACUGGCGCCCAGCAGCGCAUCCCACAGACAACAGCAGCACCAAUCGAACAAACAUCUUCAACAACCCCGCCUUGGGCGGCGGGACAGCAAUGAGGUGCAUGCGUAUCGUCAUCUGCUUGGGCAUUGGAACAAGUAGCCAACGAAUAAAAUAUACAUAAAUGGCUUCUUAAACAUAGGUUUAUUAAUAUUAUUAUCAUUAUUUAAUUUGUAAUACAAUCUUCAAUGGUGCAAUGAGAGUUAAAAAAUACAAAAAAUAUGAAUGGACGAGUAAA